Molecule: messenger RNA, 3661 nt
Organism: Durio zibethinus
Lineage: Eukaryota; Viridiplantae; Streptophyta; Magnoliopsida; Malvales; Malvaceae
Product: telomere repeat-binding protein 5-like
Molecular function (GO): protein binding
Source: RefSeq, a predicted model, not a curated record
AUCCCAUGGCCAUGGGCCGGCUAUGGCUUCCAAGGCAAACCAGCCUUUGUUGUUGUUGUUGUUGUUUAUACAACCACUGUCAUGCAUCUUUGCCCUAUGCCUUGAUUUUCUUGGAUUUGAGAUUUCACGUUGGCAACAUCCGCAUUAGAUUCUUAACCAACUCUCUCGCCUGUGCCAUUCUUCGCCCUCUUUUUUUCUAAACUGACGCCGAGUGAAUAGAACCUCUGUACUGCUUACCCACUGCCUUUUGGCCACGUGUCACCCAUUCUUUCCAAGUUAUCAAGAAGCUGAAAUUAUUAUUUUUUAUUUUCUCGCUAUUAAGGACAAAAUUUGUAUGUGGGGUCCACCACUGAUGUAGGACCCGCCAUAAACUCUUUUCCCCUAAUUUAACGGCAUUGGAUUCUCCGCGUUAAUUUUAACGGAGAUUCCUUUAUCGCCGUCAAAGAAUGGUUUGGAAAAAAAAUUCUAAAAAAGGAUCAGCCACAACGUUGUCGAUAACAAGGACCAAAAAGCGACCAAUGACCGCCUUUCCUUUGCCACGUAGGAUUAUUCGUAUUUUCCUACGUGGCACUCGUAUUAAUACAGAAAUAAAAUACAGCCACAAAUUUCUGCGAAGAAAAGGAAAGUAACAUGCUUAUCUUCCACCAUGUGGUUAAUUGACGAAUUUGUCCUUUAUGUGACCUGAUUGGAUCCUUCAUCCUUGCCAUCGGACUAGAUUGUUCCUUCCUACCGGUCAUAACUGGUGAAGUUUAUGGUGAAUACCGAUAGGUCCGGUAACCUGGGGUCUGGUAUAAGUGUUGGGGUUUAAGCAGAAGUUGGGUGAUUUUCAGAGGGUUUUGGCGAUCAGUGACAAAACAAAGAGAAAAUAAAUUAUUUUCUUUUUGAAUUAAGAAUUUUGAGAGAAUCCCAAAUGGCUUUUGUUUAACAUACACAGAGAAACCUUCCCCUUUUGUUUUCGCGGGAAAAUAUGGGAUAGAAAAUGGAAGAGAGUAUUGUUUUUUCCUACUGGGAAGAAAAUUUUCAAUUUUGUUAGUUCUUUCUGCGAUCUUACGUUUAGCUGCGAAUUUCGUGUUUUGAGCGAACAUUUCAUUGUUUAGAGGUGGGUCCUUUUGUGUUUGGUUGCCGAGAAAUGGUGAGAAAGUGGAAGGAAAAUUGGAUUUUGGGUCUAACCUUAGUUGAGACAUAUACUUGUAUCUCUUGGAAAUUGAUUUAAGAAUGCUGGUGAAUUGCAUAUGAUGGGUUCUUUGUGGUGUGAUCUUUGAGAUAUGGUGUUGCAUAAGAGGUUAGACUAUGGAUUCAAUGGCUAUCAGGUGCCUGCUAUUCCGCGAGCAACCAGAUCAGCCAGGAAAAGGGUUCCAUUUAGAAAGAGAGUUGAUGAUCAAAUAAGUGCAUUUGACUUACUGGCUACUGUAGCUGGAAAGUUUUUACUAGAUAAAGAAAGUACUCCUGCUUCUAGUAAUAAAUUGAGUGCUGAAGAUCAGUCUGCAGUUGGGAAAAAUACUGUAAAAGUGGAAAGGCGGGAUGGGGAUCGGUCAUUGAAGCUAGAAACUUGCAAACAAGACAGCACUGAUAGGGAAUUAUUGGUUUCUGAACUUGUUUUACAAACCAAUGAUCCAAACUAUAGUUCUAGGAAAUCACAAAGCAUUCAAAAUGAUGCCCAUUUUGGAUUUGCCUCUGUUAUAUCAACUUCUGAUUGCUCAGAAAGAGUUGAUGCUCAGAAGUUGAUGAAUGGUAAAAUCAAGAAUGAAAUGGGAAGUUUGUCUUGUAAGGUAGAGACAGGUUCCUUUGUGUGUGGGACAGCCGGUGAUUUUAUUAAACCAGAGUCUGAAAUUAAAGGGCUGAUAGAUGAGGAGCUGGAUAGAGCUGAUAAGGUUUCCAUUGUAGAAUUGGCUGAUACAUGCCCCUUAGAGGAUCCAGUAGUCGUGGAUGGUAAACCUCCCGCUCUAGUUAGUUCAGACAGUAGUGGUAAGUCAUGUUCAUGUGGGGACCACAAUCCCCUUAGUUCUUUUCCUGCAAAACGGGAUGAUGUAAAUGUAGUUAGUAGAGAUGAUGACGAAAAGUCUUCAGGUUGUACUCACCCUAGCCCAAUAAAAAAAUCAUUUAGGCCAACACCUCGUAUUGGAGACCGAAGAAUAAGGAAGAUACUGUCUUCUAAGUACUGGAAAGUAGCUCCAAAAUUGAAGGAUGUGACGUAUUCCAAUUCUGAUGAGAAUUUGAAGUCUGCUUACUGCGAUAGGCAUUUAAGAUAUGAAAGAAACUACCCUUUCAAAAAAAGGAAGUUUUUACACUGUAGCUCAGUGUCAAAUUCGGAUGGAGGAAUCAGCAGUGAGGGCAUUUCUUAUUCACCCGAGAAGAGAAUCAAUGGAAAUGCUUCCAGUGUAUAUUCAAAGAAGCAUGGAGUCACUGGAGAAUCAUCUUCACUAGCAGACCAACACAAAUCUCACUCUAGGGAUUCUCACGUGAAGCUUAGGAUCAAAUCUUUCAGGGUGCCAGAAUUGUUUAUUGAAAUUCCAGAAUCUGCUACUGUUGGUUCAUUGAAGAGGACUGUCAUGGAGGCAGUGACAGCGAUACUUGGAGGUGGAUUGCGUGUUGGUGUACUUCUUCAAGGAAAGAAGGUUAGAGAUGACAAUAAAACUCUGCUGCAGAUGGGGAUUUCUUGUGAUAACCAGAUGGAUGCUCUGGGUUUUAGCCUGGAGCCUAACCCUUCACGAAAUUCCCCAUCUUUAUGUCCUGGAGGUUCUCCAAUAAUGCUUCCCUGUGAUACCCCUCUACCUCUAGCUAGAUAUCCAGCAACUUCCGGUUUAGGUAAUCAGGUUAAUUGUGAUGCCUCACCUGAGCCUCACAUGCCUAUUUUGGGCAACUUUGUUGAGAGUGAUCAUGAUUCUGCACCCUCACCUACUGACAUGUCAUUUGACAAAGGCGCAACUGAUUCUAAAGCCCUGGUAGCUGUGCCAGCAAUGACUAUGAAAGCACAAGCUGUGGUUCCAGCUCAUAGGAAAUCUAAGUAUUCUGAAGUUGUGCAGCGUAGAAUUCGUCGACCUUUCUCUGUUGCUGAAGUUGAAACUCUGGUUCAGGCUGUUGAGAUUCUUGGAACUGGAAGGUGGCGUGAUGUUAAAUUAAGAGCUUUUGAUAACGUGAAGCAUCGCACAUAUGUGGAUUUGAAGGAUAAGUGGAAAACGCUAGUGCACACGGCAAGAAUAUCCCCGCAGCAAAGGCGGGGAGAGCCGAUGCCCCAGGAGCUCUUGGACAGGGUCCUAAGCGCACACGCCUACUGGUCUCAGCAGCAAGCCAAGCAGCAACUGAAGCCACAUCAGCAGCAGCCAGAGAGCUGCCUUCUCGUCUAUAACUCUGAAAUAAGAGAUAGUAGCAGAAGUGAUUUUGGCCAAAAAAACUUAGGUUGAUGAUGGGUUUAGAGAAGGAUUGUCGAAUUAUUUUCCCUUCCUUCAUUGUCUUGUAUUUUUAUUGUUAUGAUGUAAAAAAGUUAUGACAAGGAAGAAACAGAAGUACCAAGAAAUCUGUAUAAUAUUUGAUCUUUCUCUAGCCCUGAUUCUUCCCUUGAAAUUAAGAGGCUUGGGCCUUCUGUAAAUUGGCUGUUGAUGAUGGAAUAAGAGCUUGCUAAAUUCGAAGCACUGAAUUCAGAUUAAGUUUUUUCUUUAUUUUA